Telopea speciosissima is the source of this 998-nucleotide messenger RNA. RefSeq names its product nuclear transcription factor Y subunit B-10-like. Gene Ontology annotation, cellular component: CCAAT-binding factor complex; nucleus. Bases 78 to 599 code for a protein of 173 amino acids. Gene Ontology annotation, biological process: regulation of transcription by RNA polymerase II. Gene Ontology annotation, molecular function: protein heterodimerization activity; RNA polymerase II cis-regulatory region sequence-specific DNA binding; DNA-binding transcription activator activity, RNA polymerase II-specific. NCBI's taxonomy places the organism in Eukaryota, Viridiplantae, Streptophyta, Magnoliopsida, Proteales, Proteaceae. The transcript has 6 exons. The record is from RefSeq and is a predicted model, not a curated record.
UCUUUUCAUCUAUCGCUCAAACCUGCUAUUAUGGCAUUGCUGGGAUUAGGUUUUCUCCUCCUAGGAUUUCUACGGUCAUGGCAGAAGCUCCGACUAGCCCUGGUGGCGGCAGUCACGGGAGUGGUGAUCAGAGUCCCCGUUCGAACGUUCGAGAGCAGGACAGGUACCUGCCGAUCGCGAAUAUCAGCCGGAUCAUGAAGAAAGCUCUCCCUGUUAACGGGAAAAUUGCCAAGGAUGCAAAGGAAACGGUGCAGGAAUGCGUCUCCGAGUUCAUCAGUUUCAUCACCAGCGAGGCAAGCGAUAAGUGUCAGAGAGAGAAGAGAAAGACGAUUAAUGGUGACGAUCUGCUUUGGGCGAUGGCGACGUUAGGGUUUGAAGAUUAUAUUGAUCCCCUUAAGGUGUACCUGAAUAGGUACAGAGAGAUGGAGGGUGAUACCAAGGGAUCCGCUAAGGGUGGUGAUAAAAGGGAUGUUGUUGGAGUUCAACCUGGUCCAAGUGCACAGGUUGCUCCUCAGGGAUCCUUUACGCAGGGCAUGAACUAUAUGAAUUCUCAAUCACAGGGACAGCAUCUUAUGGUUCCCAUGCGAGGCACGGAAUAAUAAGGUGUCUAAUGCAUUGUGACCAAAUCAUGCUGAAUUCAAUUACUAGUAGAUCUUAUUUCGCACCCAGAUUGUAAGUGUUAUAAUUUUUCUGAUCCGAGCAGCAGUUUAGGUGGUGGUGGUGUUCAUUUCAAGGCAGAGAGAACAGGUUAAUUCUUUGAAGUUUCUGUAUAUUUUGGGUGCUUCAAGUAGACUGACCUGUCGAAGACGCACAUUUGAAGGAUUUAUUAUAAAUUUAUAUGCUUCUUUUCUCAAGCUGUAUAGCGGAAAUUGCCCUGUUAAUCUGAUAUUGAUUCUGGUUGGGUUUGUUUUGGUGCUCAAGACGGGGGAGCUGUUGUGCCGGUGAUUUUUAAAGCUGCAUGGCUUCAUGUAUGUUCAUAUGCACCCUCGCUUGGUCUA